UAGACGAGUGGAACAUAAUAAUCUGUGUAAAUUGAAUAUGCGAUGAAAAAAUUUCGAUUAUUUUUAUAAAAAUCUCAUGGCUGCUAUUGUAAAUUAAGUAAUUCAUUAGAUUUAAUACACCAACACAAUAACAUGGUGCGGGAGUGUAAGUGUUUCGUGAAUGUGCUCUACCCUGGGAUUGUUUGUUUGUGUUCAUUGCCUUCGGUCGCGUCUCGGGACCGUCAGUCGUCUUCGCGUUGUGUCAGUCGCAGUCGGUCGGCUCGAGCUCACCUUGAGUAUCGCACUCGUCUCGCAUUUUAUUUUCGACUUUGUUUAAUGGCAUAACAUCUACGAGUGAUAUCAACAAAACAAUGCUAUCGGACUGUAUCGCUGUCGGAUAAUCGCAUGAUAAGAACAAUGUGAAAUCAAUGUUACAAUGAAUUUAUGUACUUUCGUAUUAGAAAAAAGACAGUAGACAUAAUCCGUGAGUGUUGGGUCGGGGAUAUUUUUGUAAAAAUGAGACAUGCAUUCAGUCGAAAUGCAAAAAAGUGUUUCAGUGCAAGUAGAUAGUGAUUUCGCUUUGUUACUGCCGAGCGGUGUCUACGAAAUUAAAAAAAUGGAGCCAAGAUCGAAGUUACGAAAAGUGAUACUAUUCUGUUUACUACUAUCACUGUUUGGUAUGGUGGCAUUUGGAUACUUCUGUCCCGACCAGGUGUGCGCACUGUCACCGCGGGAUCGGGUGUCCGAGUCGUUGGCUCUCUCGUACGCUGAAGCUCCUGGCAGGCCGCUUCCUGACGUCAUCGCUCAGCCGGGUCUCUCCUAUGACGAAGUCCUCCACGACGACUUCCGAUUCGACCUGAACGCCCACGACGUCAUGGUCUUCUUGCACAUACAGAAAACUGGCGGAACCUCUUUCGGGAAACACCUAGUCAUGGAUUUAGAUUUAAAGAGGCCAUGCAACUGUCAACGAGCGCGAAAACGAUGUCAUUGUUUUCGACCGCACAGCAACGAAAUAUGGCUGUUUUCGAGAUACUCUACCGGUUGGAAGUGUGGUCUACAUGCUGACUUCACGGAACUGACUGCGUGUGUGGGCGGGGAACUGGACCGGCACGAGGGAUCCGCUGUGCAUCGACGGUACUUCUACAUCACACUGUUACGGGAGCCUGUGUCCAGGUACUUGUCGGAGUACAGACACGUGAAACGCGGUGCCACGUGGAAGGGAUCCCGGCACUGGUGUCAAGGAAGAACUGCUACAGCUGCUGAGGUGCCAGCAUGUUACUCCGGUGACUCUUGGCGUGGUGUGACUCUCGAAGAGUUCAUGUCCUGUCCCUGGAACUUGGCGAACAAUCGGCAAACUCGUAUGUUAGCUGAUCUGGCGCUGGUGGGCUGCUACAACGGAACCCUCAAGCACCGCACAGCAGAGACUGACAGGGUCCUCCUCGCCUCUGCUAAAAGAAAUCUUGCUGCAAUGGCGUACUUCGGACUUACAGAAUAUCAGAAGAUAUCUCAGUACGUGUUCGAGGAGACAUUCAACCUGCUGUUCGCGGUGCCGUUCACACAACACAACGCGACGGUGUCGGGCGCCACCCUGGCCGCACUGUCGCCUUCUCAAAUCGCACACAUCAAGCGACUUAACUCACUCGACCUCGAGCUCUACGAGUUUGCCAAGAACCUCAUGUUUAAAAGAUUCGAAGCAUUGAAGAAACGAGACACAGACUUCGAGUACCGGUGGCGGCAUUUGGGAGAAGUGGCACGCAGUGGCGUCACCGAGUUUGACUGGGACAGCAAUUUGGAAGACGCCACUACCGAGAAGUCCAAAGGCAAGUAACCUGCCUCGACUGCAGGCCCCGCCAGUGACGUCUCCACCCUAGUGCAUACCCUAGUCAUAGAUAACCACACAAAUUGAAUAAAGAAUUUAUUUUUUAUUCAUAGGUCUCGUUGUGACCUUGUAAAUACUAUUAGAACGCAUUAAGUACAUUUCUCAGACCGAUCGUAAACGAAAUCAAUUUAUAUCGCGCUGUACAAAUAACUUUAUUUUAUUAAUCGUCGUGCAUUUAUAGUAAAAAUAUUCUAAAUUAGAAUUUUUAUUAAUUUUUAUCUUUGGCAACAUUUUAUUUUUAUUUGUAAAAUGCGCUCUAAAUCCAUCCCUUAUAGAGUUAAAACUAUACAUAAUUACAUACAAUAUAUUAUAAAUAUAUCUGUAGUAGGAAUGUAAUGUUGUUCUAUAUUGUUGAAUGAAUGUUGACGUUUGAUAGAUACAGGGUAGGUAAUGCAUCUAGGUUGAACCCAACGAAGUGUAGCCUUUAGUGUAAUCGUUACUAGUAAUUUCCAGUAAAAUUUGUGACAGACGUCCUACUUCGAAGUAUUCAUGCGGCCGCAAUUUAAAUAGAAUGAAUCAAUGUCGUCGGCAAUGGCUAUCCGAUCGUAUUGGAAAUAGUUUGAAAGUAAAGUGAAAUAGAACGUGGACAUUAAUUCUUCGAAGUAGGAGUUGUGAAAGGACUCCGAGGUAAGCGGUUAUGGCCGCGACGUGGACUGCCGAUGACGUCCGAAUUUAUUUCCCAACCAGCUUUUCUCAUUUAUCGAGAGAACAGGAUGCGGUCAAUUGCGAUUGUUUGUGAUUGAAUCGAAACGGGUGAUUGAUCGUGUCGACUAUAUUGUGGGAGAAUCGAGAGCGGGACCGACCCCGGGCCCCGGUCGUUCUUACGAACGUGCAGCUAAUUGUGUUACUUAUCAAUUGAAUUAUGUCGUGUUCCUAUGUCGCAAACGAUACGUUUCAUUAUAUUAUCAUUAAUACAAGUCAUUGUUGUUGCUGACAAAUUAUUUUUAGCAUUGUUCCUAUUUCAUAAAAUGCUUAUUUGUUAGGAAAAGUAAUCAUGUAUUUAUUAAUGGUUGUUGUUAAGGCAGCUUGUCCAUUGUCCAGCCAUCCGCGUAACUCGGAGUCCAGUUUAUCAAUAGCACGUACCUAUAAUAAGAAAUCGAAUGAAAUUGCUCAGGAUACCUCAAAAGUGUGGAAUAAUUUAUAAGAGUAGUUAUUUUCUGGUGUAAUUGCGCUAUUACUCACGGAUCGAACAAUAUUGUGGGCUGGAGUAGGUAUUCGCUGAACGCUCUCGAUAUGAAUGGUCCGGGACCGAGUAUCGAUAACAUCGGAGUAAUAUUUAAUUUUGCUUUCUGUUCACUAUCGAUAUCGUUAGAGUACAGCGCCCAGCCCGGUGAGCGAGGAACAAAGGGAAUAAGUCUAUUAAUACGUAAUGUACAGUCGACUUCAAAAGACAAAGGUACGAAACUGUAUGCACCCACAAAUAUUAAUACAUUCGCCAUUCUCGAGGGUUGAUGGUAUCUGGAGUGCACUCAGUGUUCUAGUGGCUCUAUAUUUAGUACCGCUACUGUACCUAGCGAAAUGUAAAAGCAUUUGCAUAAGUGCAUUCAAAGUCGACUCCUUGUUCUAUUCGGUUUGUAUUAAUUGGUAUACAAUCAAAAUUCUCAUUAAAUUUUUGACCAAAGAACAAAAAUGAGUGCUAUGUAUGUUUGUUCUCAUAUUGAGUUAAGUUUGAGGUUAAGUUUUAUGUUAGGGGUGUUUUUAUUUGGUUAUUGUUUAAUUAAAAACAACAAAUUAUUUAAAUACUUGUUUUUAAUUAAACUUAACGCCAAUAAGGACAAGUUACUCGUAAGUCCGAAAUAAAGUACUGUGUAACCAUGCAGCUGUAAAUAUUACGAUUGUGUUCCAUGUGUUGUCUAUUAGUUAGUGACUUAUGUUUAAUGUUAUCAACUCCUUGUAUACAGCUAAUAAGUACCUACGUGAUAAGUUCAGCUCUUUUUUAUUUUUGUAUUUAUUUUAGUUUCAUUUUGUUUUAUAUCUCUAAAUAGAAGUCUGAGUGCAGAUAAUAUCGAUGCCACGUUUCGCGUGAUUAUUUUUUUUUUAAAUGAACAAACAUCACCUAUUUCUAGUACCUCGAAGCUCUAUGGUUUUGACUUGUAUAGUUUAAUAUUAGCUCACUUUAGUUGUGAACAUUUCACUAGUAGAAUAUGUAAACAAUGAAUGCUCGUGUCUGAUAAAAAGAAUGAACAACAAUAGCACAAACAAUGCCAUUUUCAAUUCUCAAAGAAAUAAAAUUUUUCUUCUAUUUUACACGAAGCCUGUAUUGAAAACGAAAUAUAGCAUUCAAGCGGCAAUAGCGAAAGUAAACUGCAACAAACAAGUCUAUGCCGAACUGUUUGCAUUUAUUCUUAGUACGAGUGCAUUUCGUAUUCCACGCUCAGUGCGCCAUUCUAAACUCUACACCGACGCAACAAAGUUUAAAGUAAAGAUUCCACUUUGAAAGUAUAAGGGAAUUGUGUAUCAAAGCGAAUUUUGUUUUUUAAAGUAUUUCAAACUGUCGUACCGUACGACAGACUUUACAAACAUUUUUUCCCCGAACAUUGUAACUUGUCUGUUAUAUUCAUAAAGUUAUUUACGGCGCCAUCUUUCUUUUUUAUAUUCCAAUAUUUGCUGCAUUUAAAGUACAAUUUUUAUUAUUAUGUGUAAAUCAAUGCACUUGAGCCUUUUUAUCUCGUUUAUUUCAGUUUACAAAAUUAUCUCUCAUUCUUUUCAAAUGUGUAUGUAUUUGUAAAUCAUAUUAAAAUGAAAUUGUAUAAAAUGUUAUAUCCAGUUAGAAUUGUAUAAUUCAGCAUGUCUUACAAUAGUUAUAAUAAAAACAAAAUGUUCCCUGUAUUUACAACGGUGCAGAUUGUAUGUAGUCGUGUAUAUAAUUUGUAAAAUGAAUAUGUUCUGAAGCCGGCUCCAAUUAACGUGGAGGAGUGUGGAUGCUCCAACGCGACCGAUUGAUACGCCGGCUCUCGACAAUAACGUUUAUAGGUCACUUCAAUUUAGUCCUUUAUACUGAAUUGUACGCAAGCAGUGUGCAUGGAGCUAUUUCUUUAUACGUAGAUAAAAAGACAUUUUACGAAUUACUUUAUAGCUGUACUCGCUGACAACGGAUCUGUCGAACUGUUAUUUAGAUUGAUGUGAACAGUAUCACCGAGUAACGCUUUGAUAGAUCACGCUGUCGGCGGCUGUACAAUUUUAUUUAUCUCAUUAAUUUGAGAGCUGUCUCAAUAUCGAUGUUACUCUCAUAGUUAGUUUAUCGAAUUAGUACUAAGUAUUGAUAAAGUAUGUAUAUUUUUCUGUGUGUAAAAUAACGCUAAGCCCUGUGAUAUGAAAACGAUUGCACCCAAUGUUUUGCAGUAAUAUCCUUAUUUGAAAUUUUAAUAAAGCCUUUUAAUUUGGAAGUUGCCUUGAUACUUUGUAUGCUUUACGAGUGUAUAUAGUAAAUUCUUAGUACGUAUAUUGGUCUAAGUGACGUGGAUAACUUAUAAACGAUGGGUGCAUAAGCCAUAAGAUAAGUUAGCCAUAAUAAUAAUAAUAAUCCUGAUCACCACUAUAUCAGGCUUAUUGGCUGCUAAUUGUUCUGGCGGUGAUGAUAGACCGAUCCUAGUACAAUGUAAUAUAAUUAUUGCUGGCUGAUUUCGACCACAGCGACUAGACUUCAGAUUGACAGCGUGGCCGAUGCCGUCAGCCAAUUUUUGACAAUGGUAAACUCCAUAUUUCUCUCCGCUACCACCCGAAAUGCUCCCAUCCUUAAUGUCAUCGUCCCUACGUAGCGAGCACCAUACUCCUUAAACUCCCAGUCCUUUGGGCACCGCCAUUCUGACUGUUCAUCCUGACGGUACGAUUCCGAUCAGGUCUAUCAUCAGUGGCCAUGUAGUACAUGUAAACCUAUUGUGGUGUCAUGAUAAUAAACUAGAAUCCUUCAAGUUAUAUAUCGUAUGUACCAUAGCACACCAUCGGUACACUUUGCGUUGUCUUGUACCAAAAUUUAGCGUUUAGUUGUUUUUUUUAAGUUCCCGACUGAACCAAAAUAUAGUACUUUAUAUUGUGUUAACGAUCACCGAGUAAUAAAAACAAGAGAAACUA
This is a messenger RNA of Spodoptera litura, 5929 nucleotides long. RefSeq names its product heparan sulfate 6-O-sulfotransferase (gene Hs6st). Gene Ontology annotation, cellular component: membrane. The record is from RefSeq and is a predicted model, not a curated record. NCBI's taxonomy places the organism in Eukaryota, Metazoa, Arthropoda, Insecta, Lepidoptera, Noctuidae. Gene Ontology annotation, molecular function: heparan sulfate 6-sulfotransferase activity.